AUAUUUGUUUAAGCCUUAUUUUAUAAAUAAUCAAAAGAAAACGAGUACUUUAAACGAGCAAGUUCCGUAGAAAAUUGAUUCGUCAAUUGGAUAAAAUUAUAUUUCGAGGGCAGGGAGUCAAAGCUAGCGCCUAAUAUCAAACGGAAUAUCAAAAUCGAGGAAUAUGAUCGGCAAAUAAGGACAGAAAGCGCUGAUUUGUUGUCAUUGUCAUUGAACGUAAACAGAGUGUCGAAAUUUGAUUUGAUUUGAAUUUAAUUAAUUAAAAGCAAAAUGAAUCCGCUAACAAAUAUGAAAAAUGUGCUGAAACUCAGCGAACACGACCUGCAACAGGGUGUGGGUAAGAAGAGCUGGCACGACAUGUACCGCGACUCGGCGUGGAUCUUUGUGGCCGGCUUUCCGUACACACUCUCCGAGGGCGACAUCAUUUGCGUCUUCUCGCAGUACGGCGAAGUGGUCAACAUCAAUCUGGUGCGCGACUCCAAGACUGGCAAGUCCAAGGGCUUCUGUUUCCUGUGCUACGAGGAUCAGCGCUCCACUGUGCUGGCCGUGGACAAUCUAAAUGGCAUCAAGAUCAUGGAGCGAACACUGCGCGUCGACCAUGUGCUGGACUACAAGCCGCCCAAGGAGAACGAAAAGAUGGACGAGGAGACGCUGCGCCUCUACAUGGAGGGUUGUGCACCCAGGCCACAAAUGGGGGAUGUUAAGACUGAAAGAAAGGAACACAGAAACAAAUUUAAAGGCAAAUAAAUGUGAAUUUAAUAUUAAUUUUUAUUAAUUUUCAAAUGUAAGACAAACUUAAACAUUUUAUUUAUCAUCGGCACUGGCAAAGGAAUCCUCCUCAUCGGAGUCCAAGUCCUCGGGCUUAAGCUGAAUGGGAGGAUUCAAGCCCUCCUCGGCCAUUUCACGCAUAAUGCGACGCCUGUAACGCUCAUAGGCACUGCCACGCUCACGAUCCGUGUUACAGAAGUCCACAUCAUCCGUAAAGCUGUCGUGUGAGGUGUUAAUCGAAUGGACAUAGGGAUCAUGAUAUGUGUUAUACCCCUCCGAAUCGCUGGAUGUGACAUUUCCAUCCUCAUCUUCGUCGUCGUC
This is a messenger RNA of Drosophila obscura, 1089 nucleotides long. Its product is annotated as RNA-binding motif protein, X-linked 2. Gene Ontology annotation, molecular function: RNA binding. Gene Ontology annotation, cellular component: precatalytic spliceosome; catalytic step 2 spliceosome; U2 snRNP. Gene Ontology annotation, biological process: mRNA splicing, via spliceosome. The coding region runs from base 271 to 747 and encodes 158 amino acids. The transcript has a single exon. NCBI's taxonomy places the organism in Eukaryota, Metazoa, Arthropoda, Insecta, Diptera, Drosophilidae. The record is from RefSeq and is a predicted model, not a curated record.